UCCGAUAAGUGAAAAGUGUACGUACUAAUUCAGUUAGAGAGGUCUUCACCAAAACACUGAAAUAUUCUAACAAAAACCAAACUCACACUUCACACUCAUUUAUUUCAUUUCUCGCUCUUCAUUCGCUAGGGUUUCUCUCCCAAUCUCCAAUGGCAGAAGUUCUCACCCCCAUUCCCUCCGAUUCCCUCGACCAAUCCUCCCCAACCACCACCUCCCCUCCACCACCGCCUCCACAACCACAAUCACCUCCUCCCACCUCCGCCCCCGAUUCCGAUCUCCCUCUACCACCUCCACAAUCCUCCUUCCGCCGCAGAGACUACCGCCGCGAUGAUAGAGAUAGAGAUUUCGAUCGUCCUCCUCCUCGCCGCGAGUAUUAUGACCGUAACAACAUAUCGCCUCCGAGGGAUAGAGAUAGAGAUUUCAAACGCAGGCGUAGUCCCAGUCCUCCUCCAUAUCGUGACCGCCGUCAUUCACCACCAAUGCGAAGGUCGCCCCCGCAUUAUAAUAAUUAUAAACGCUCCAGGAGAGGUGGUAGUCCCCGUGGCGGUUAUGGACCCGAUGAUAGAUCUGAAUAUGAUAAUUACGGUGGUUAUGAAAGGGGUGGAAGAGGUGGUUAUGAUAGGGGUGGAAGAGGUGGCUAUGAUAGGGGUGGACGAGGUGGUAAUGAUAGGGGUGGAAGAGGUGGCUAUGAUAGGGGUGGAAGAGGUGGUUAUGGUGAUGACAGGUCUUAUGGUAGGUUUGGAAAUCGUUCUGGAGGAGGAUAUCAAAAUGGGGUCUCUGGUAUGUUAAUAGUUGCUAAUUACAUAGGUAUGGAAUCCAAUCGUGGUUAUGCAGACUUGCCAAGUGGCGGUGGGCAAAGAGAAGGGUUGAUGUCCUAUAAACAAUUCAUUCAGGAGCUGGAGGAUGAUAUACUACCAACUGAAGCAGAACGUAGGUAUCAAGAAUACAAAUCAGAGUAUAUUUCUACACAAAAAAGAGCUUAUUUCAGUGCUCAUAAGGAUGAGGAGUGGUUGAAAGAUAAAUAUCAUCCAACAAAUUUGCUUACAGUCAUUGAAAGGAGGAAUGAAAGUGCUCGACAGCUGGCAAAGGAUUUUUUGCUUGAUUUGCAAAGUGGAACAUUAGAUCCAAAUCCGGGUUUAAGUGCCUCUUUAUCCAGCAAAUCAGGGCAAGCUAGCGAGCCAAAUUCAGAGGAGGAAGCGGAAGACCAAAGAAGAAGAGAUGGGUGGGGUUCUAAUAAAAAAAGUGAUUUCUCAGCUGCUCCAAAGGCUCAUCCUGUCAGUUCUGAACCAAGACGAAUACAAGCAGAUGUUCAACAGGCUCAGGCCCUUGUUCGCAAGCUUGACACAGAAAAGAGGAUUGGAGAUAAUAUUUUAUGCAGCAGUGAUCACAACAAAACUGAUGACAAGUCUCACAAUGGAUCUGUGGGUCCCACAGUCAUUAUAAGAGGCCUGACAUCUGUUAAGGGUUUAGAAGGUGUUGAGCUUUUGGACACACUGAUUACAUAUCUGUGGCGGAUUCAUGGUGUAGAUUAUUAUGGCAUGAUUGAGACUAAUGAGGCUAAGGGUUUUAGGCAUGUUAGGCCAGAAAGAAAAGGGCAUGAAGAAACAGGUAAAUCAGGGUCUGAAUGGGAGAAGAAACUUGACUCAUUUUGGCAGGGAAGGUUGAAUGGUCAGGAUCCAUUGGAAGUACUGGCUGCUAAGGAGAAAAUGGAUGCUGCAGCAAUUGAAGUGUUGGAUCCAUAUGUUAGAAAAAUCAGGGAUGAAAAGUAUGGAUGGAAGUAUGGUUGUGGAGCUAAGGGCUGCACAAAGCUUUUUCAUGCUGCUGAAUUUGUGUACAAACAUCUGAAGCUAAAGCACCCUGAGCUUGCUCUUGAACAAACUUCGAAAUUGCGUGAGGAUCUCUAUACUCAAAAUUACAUGAAUGAUCCAGAUGCUCCUGGUGGAAAGCCUGUCAUGCAGCAACCUCAGAAGGACAACAGGCCUUUAAAUCAAAGGUUAGGUUUUGAGGGCCGAUUGAGAGAUGAUCGUGGUAAUCGUCGAGACCAUGAACGGUAUGACAGAAUGAAUGGAGAUAGAGCUAAUUCCCCAUCCCGUGAAAGGCAGUCUAAAGCACUUGAGAUGGGAAACCAUGAUGAAACAAUGCAAGACACUUUUGCAGGGCCUGGUGUUCCUCCUUUUAGCUCAGAUAUUCCUCCACCAGUAUUGAUGCCUGUACCUGGUGCUGGGCCAUUAGGACCUUUUGUUCCUGCUCCACCAGAAGUUGCAAUGCAGAUGUUUAGAGAUCAAGGAGGACCAUCUUCAUUUGAUGGCUCUGGAAUAAAUAUGCUGUCUGGCCCGCAUCAUAUGGGUGGACCGGCACCAAUAAUUACUCUUCCUCCAGGUUUUAGACCAGAUCCUCGGAAGAUGCGAAGUUAUCAAGAUUUGGAUGCUCCAGACGAAGAGGUCACCGUGAUAGACUAUCGGAGUUUGUAAGGUGUCUUUGGGUGACUGGUUUUGUAUAAAUUCUGAGAUUGACUGGCCAUGCGACCUGCAGAGUUGAAAGCCGACUGUGUUAUUGAUAUUUUUGCUGGGUUCAUGCUCAUUUUCUUCUGCGAAUUUUUCGGUGACAUUUUUACUUUUUACAGAAAUUCAUGUCCCUGGGAUAUUUCAUUAUUUAGAGAAAUGAUAAAAAGCAAUAACUAUAGUCCAAUUAUAAUUUAUUUAAAUCA
Molecule: messenger RNA, 2707 nt
Organism: Medicago truncatula (barrel medic)
Lineage: Eukaryota; Viridiplantae; Streptophyta; Magnoliopsida; Fabales; Fabaceae
Product: serrate RNA effector molecule
Exons: 12
Coding region: 150-2471 (773 amino acids)
Biological process (GO): primary miRNA processing; mRNA processing
Cellular component (GO): nuclear body
Source: RefSeq, a predicted model, not a curated record